AUGGUGAACACUAAUGCAAGAAAUGUAGAUGAGUCAGAAUCUUCUAAUGCCAGAAUAGAUCGGUUAGAAAGAAUGGUGGAAGCUUUAACUAGGUUGGUGAGACAACAGCAAGAGCAAAACCAACAACAACAGAGACAACCAUUUCCGCCUCCUCCACCACCACCUGUGCAAAUGGAACCGAUUAAUAAUGAUGAUGUUAUCACCUUGACACAGAAAUACAAGAAACUGAAACCACCAGAAUUUGCAGGGGGAAUUGAACCAUUAAAAGCGGAAGCAUGGGUAUUAGAAACUGAAAAGAUUUUUGAAGUGUUUCCGUGUACAGAUGUCUAUAAAGUUUUGUUAGCAACAUUUGCUCUGACAGAAGAAGCUCGAAGAUGGUGGAUGCUCGUACGAGGUGAGAAUAGGGACUUAACAUGGGAUCGAUUCAAAGAGACGUUUUAUGAAAAAUAUUUUCCACAAUGUAUGCGAGAUAGGAAGAUAUCUGAAUUUGAACAGUUGAAGCAAGGCACUUUGUCAGUAGCGGAAUAUGAGAGUAAAUUUACUGAAUUAGCCCGUUAUGCUCCUCAUAUGGUUGAUACAAAUUACAAGAAGGCAAGGAAGUUUGAGGGUGGAUUGCAUGUUGAGGUGCUUGACCGGGUGAAUGUUUUGAAAUUAGAAAAAUAUAUUGAUGUACUUUACAGAGCCUUGAUGGCUGAAACAAAUAUUACGGCUUUGAAGACAUCUAAAUUAACAACCAUGACUGAAGCGGAAAGUAAGAAAUUCAAGAAACAGAAAGUGGAAACAAUUAGUGAAUCAGUGGCCUCCGUGAAUGAAAAUUUGAACUCAAGUUUUAGUGAUAAUACAACAAAGGGCAGUAAUGGAAGUGUAGGUAGACCUACUUGUAGGGAAUGUGGAAAGCAACAUUGGGGUACUUGUCGCCGUGGAACUGGAGUCUGUUUCAAAUGUGGACAAAAAGGACAUAUAGCUAAAGCUUGUCCACAAGUUUACUCAAGAAAUGAAAGACCCAUUGCUAGUGGAGUUAACUCAACAAUGACACCAAAGACAACCGUAACAUCUACUCCUGAAGGGAAUACAUUGAGGCAAGGAAGGGUUUUCACCCUAGUUUCAGAAAAGACACAGAAUAUUGGAAAAGCGAAUACAGGUCAGGAGGCAAAGACCGUGCAACCGGUUUUGGAAACCCACUGUGAGUAA
This is a messenger RNA of Camellia sinensis, 1191 nucleotides long. NCBI's taxonomy places the organism in Eukaryota, Viridiplantae, Streptophyta, Magnoliopsida, Ericales, Theaceae. The record is from RefSeq and is a predicted model, not a curated record.